Molecule: messenger RNA, 747 nt
Organism: Fraxinus pennsylvanica
Lineage: Eukaryota; Viridiplantae; Streptophyta; Magnoliopsida; Lamiales; Oleaceae
Source: the annotation of a GenBank genome assembly
AUGACGAAAAUCGAUGCCCUCCGUCGAUUCCUCCUCCCUUGCAUCCACCCUACACUGACACCUUCGCAACCCAUUACCACCACCAAGAAACGCCUCAGCACAUCCCUCCGUGAUGAUCUUGACGACAAGAAUUCUUUCACCAAUCAAAAAAACACUCCACGAGAGGAUCAACGCCAAGGCUCCGACGACGACGAUCCCACCCCUCCGGAGACUCCUCUUUUGGCGCCAUCACGAUCCUCCAGGACAAUGGUUACCGGGACAAUCUUUGGGCACCGCCGUGGCGGCCAUGUGUGGUUCUGCGUGCAGCAUGAUCGACUCAAUACUCGUCCUUCUCUCCUACUUGAGCUCUCCAUUCCGACAACUAGCCUCGUCCAUGAAAUGCAAAAUGGGCUGGUCCGUAUUUCACUUGAGUUCAAUGCCGAUGAAUCCCCCGAAUCUGAACUCAGUCGCUGCCCUCUCCACUCUGUCCCCAUUUGGUCCCUGUCCUGCAACGGCCGGAAGCUGGGUUUUGCCGUCCGCCGCAAGGCCACACAGCAGAACCGCCUAAUGCUGAAGACAAUGCAGAAUAACACAGUCGGAGCCGGGGUGAUUCCUCCUGGUUCUGGAUCCGGGUCGGAGGAGAUAAUGUACAUGCGAGCCAAUUACGAGUGUGUUGUAGGCAGUGCAGACUCCGAAUCUUUCCAUUUGAUCAGCCCGGAUCAUGGACCGGGUCAAGAACUCAGCAUUUUCCUUCUGAGAUCAAGGUGA